CUCGGGCCGCGCGUCCGUGUGCGUGUACAUAUGACACAAGAGCUCGCGCACACAUAGGCAAUUCCGCGCAGCAGCAGCAGCAGCAAGCAGUAGUCUCGCACACACUAUUUUCUCGCCACAGCCAGUCGCUAACUAUGCACCGCAGCAGCGAGUCCGAGAGUCCAAUUGCAUUUCUUACAUGUCGACGAUCGACCAGAGCUGCAUCGAGCGAGUAGCAGUAGUAGCAUCGAAAGACCUAGAAGUGACAUAAGUCCACAAUCCAACAGUUAUGAUCGAUUGAAGCGUCGUCGCCGCGUACAAAGUCUCUCGUUCUUCCUGGGCGAUAUAUCCCUUGCUGCUGGCUGCGCGUGAGUGUGUGGAGAGCACAGAUGAUCGGAAUAUAACGGGAGGAGCUCGUGUGAGUGCGAGUGAGCGAGCGCGCGCGAGAGAAAGAGAGAAAGACAGGAAAGUACCAGCGCGACGACUGCCAGCGACGAAAAACCUUGCGAGUUGCAACAACGACAUAUAGCGCGCGCGUGUGUGUGUCUGCAUGCAGUGUGCAUGGCCAGCAGCCUCCGAAAGUGCGGCCGCCAAUCGAAGGAUACAAUAAUAAAUAGGUGGACAAGAAGAAAGACGCGAUUCGCGUGUGUGAUAUAUGUGUGUUCGACUAUAUACACCGCGGCGGUGGUGGUUUAACAGUGCGCGCGCGGUGUGAUGACUGCAUUCGUGCGUUAAAGUUUUGCGUCUACAAUAGCGCGUGUGACGAGUGUGUGUGGCUGCAUGUGUCCGUGUAUGAAAGCAGCAGCAGCAGCAGCAACGACUAGUGCGAGUGCAGUGGUGCGUGUUGUUGUCACUUUUGUGUGGUGCAGCAGCAGCAGCAGCAGCAGCAGUCACGGGCCGUGAACUGUUACAUAGGCGCGCUCGAGAGUGCAGUCACUCUCUAUAAUAGGUGCUGCUACAUCGGCAUUCGCUGCAGCCAGCCAUAGGCCAGCUCGCGGCAGUAUAAACAGCAUCGCCGCUCGCACAUAAACACACAACGCAGCACGAAUAUAUAAUAGGCUUUUGCUUAUAUUUACGUCGAGGAGAGAAGAAGAAGAAGAGGAGAGCGAAGACCGAGAGAGAGAAACGACAACAAAAACACAUCAUCGUACAGCAGGAGCAGCGCAACAAUGACGGCAACUAAUCUUGAGGGCUCGCUGAACAGCGCGCGGCUCUUGUCAUUGCCGAUUAACUCGAGAACUAAGUGUUGUAAUAUCAGUGUCGUUAAUAAUGCUGCCUCCACCGAUGACGAUAAUGGCCAGAAAAAAGUGUUCGUGAUGAUUAGUGAACAUUUGUGAUCCCGGUUUAUCGCCCUUUCGGGGAACUAUUCGUAACUCUCUGUUGUUAUUAAUAAUAAAUUCGAUAUAAUAUCUAUUAAAAUUAUACCGCGACACAUACACACAUAUAUGUACACGCGUAUACUAUAAAUAUAAAAAUACGUUUUCAUAUUAUACGGUUCAAUGCGUCCAACAUGAUCGAGCAAAAACAACAGCAACAACGACAACAACAACAACAACAGCCACCAAAACAACUACAGCAGCAGUCUCGAUUGUAAACACACCAAACGAAUCGUCGUCCUCCUUUUGCCGCUAUGAUUAGAUUAUCUGGAGAUUACGCGCCGUAUGUAUUAUCGUCUGUGUAAUUCGCACCGUACAAUAGUAGCGAUACAUAAUUGCCCGCUGCAGUUCAUCACUCAUACAUAACACACAUUGCAUAUAUAGCUACGUUUAAAAGAGAUAUAUAGACCUCAACUUCACCGCCUCUCAUACUUGGAUUAUUAAAGCUCAGACAGAUACAGAGGAUUCUGUUGACUGGUCAGCGUUACAAAGGAAUGGCAGCAGCCUUAAAGAAGAAUCACUCCCGAAGAAGGCUUGCUGCAUUUUCAUUUCUCUCCAACAUCUCGCUGGAUGGAAGUCACAGAGACACUCGAUUAGUGCUCAUACCUAGCAAUGAAUUGCUAAAUGAUCAGAAUUGCAGCAUUCACCAAGAGCCUACCACCAAUAGCAAUGAUGCCCAUCCAAAGGACACUUUGGAUGGCAUUCUCAACGGCACAUGUCUGGAGAAUGGAAACAACAAUUGCAUAAAGCAAAAUGACUUGCCUUUGUCAGCAGCGAGUCAUUAUCCAGCACAUGAUCGCUCAUUUAGCUCAGAUUCUGAAGCAGUUCAGACUCCAGUUAAAGCAGUUAAGGCUGUCUUAUCUGAACAAGAACACAACUGCCCUCAUCUGCUGACUUCUCAUCAUGCUUCAUUCAGAGAACGGGCUGGAACGACCGGCAGCAGCGAGUACACGAACGUCAUCGAGAGGAGGGUCGGCUCGCUGCAUUACAAGCGCAAGAUCGCGCAUCAGGCCUCGACGCUGUCCGAGGAUAUCAAAAAUCAAUACAACAGCAGCAGCGAGAGCAUCGGAUCUCUGCGCUCGAAAUUCAUCACUCCGGCCUCGAAAGCCAAGGGCAAGCAUCAUCAUCAUCAUCAGCAGGCCACGCCGUCGUCGACGACCGUCGCCUCGCUCAACAGCAGCAUCGGCAGCGGCUGCGGCGUCGUCGUCGGCGGCGUCGACGGUAUUCGCGGCCAGCCGGGAUGCAUCAACAACAGUAUUAUACCGGAGGUUUCCAAAGAAUUGCGUUUUAUGAAAAAGCCAAUCAGCGGUCACAAGUUUACUGACGACCGCGUUAUACUAGUAUCCUCGAAGAAAGUGCCAUUCUUAGUCUUUUCGUCUAUACCCUACAGCAAGGAGCAGCGUACCAGUUGCUUGCCAAAUUCCGUCACUAGUUCGCCAGUCUUCCAAAAACUAACGAACGUCUCCAAUCCGAUUUUAAAAAGGUCGGAGUUGCGCAAAGACGCCGGCCGUCGCAAAAACACCAUCACGUCAAGGCCGCUCUCGUCGAUAAACGACACGAGAGACCAUCAGGAUCCGUUCGGCUUGCUGGGCAUCGAGCGAGCCCAGGAGGGUCAGCAGAUAUCGUACGCCCGCUUGUUGGAGCCGUCGAGGCAGUUUCAACAGCAGCAGCAAAAAGAGCAGCAGCCGCAGCAGCAGCAACGCAAGCCACACUUCAGCGACAGCGAGGCGAUUGAACUGAUGCACAUUGCGUCGUCUAAUAAUAAACACCACGUCGUUUCAAGGACGAAAACCAUAACGUGGAACAGGGAUCAUGCCAAGUGGUGCUUGUCGUACGACGUCGCUGCCACUCGCUUGCAACACACAGGAGACUCGCCACCCGUGGUUUUAGCUGAGUCAAAAGAAUGGGACGACCAGAUUCCGUACAAUCCCAACUUGCUGGACGACCCCGAACUCAUAGCUGGAAAGCACAGGACUUUGCUUACUUUCACGUCAUACAUGACAUCUGUGAUCGAUUACGUACGGCCAACGGACUUGAAAAAGGAAUUGAACGAUAAAUUUCACGAAAAGUUUCCGCACAUACAGCUAACUCUGAGCAAACUCAGAAGUUUGAAGAGGGAAAUGCGAAAGAUUGCCAAAAUGGAAAAUGGAGUGGAUUUAUUGACCGUCGCGAUGGCCUACGUUUAUUUCGAAAAAUUGAUUUUACGCAAUGUCGUAACGAAACAAACGCGCAAAUUAUGUGCUGGCGCCUGCCUGCUGCUAGCUGCCAAACUCAACGACGUGAAAGGGCAAAUUUUAAAGUCACUUAUCGAGAGAACAGAAAGCGUCUUGCGGCUAAAUCGAAAGGAUCUUUUAAAUUCCGAAUUUGCGGUUUUAGUGGCUCUUGAAUUUGGAUUACAUCUACCGACGUGGGAAAUAUUUCCACAUUACCAGCGUCUUUUGUACGAAUCUUGACCGAUUAUCAUAAUAACGGCAUCGUUAUAUUAGGAAUUAAACAAAAAGGUACCUGCUUAAAAACUUAGUAUCCAAAAGUGAGGACUAAAAGCUUUAAUUUGAAUCGAAAAAGUGAUAUCUAAAAUUGUGUUUCUAAGAUUUUCAAUUAAUUAGGAUUUUAUAAAGUAAAUGCCACUUUUCAAAAAAUGUACUUGGCGUCGUUAUAUCUAUAAGCAGAGAUAAUGUAUUUUAAAGCAUAUGUAUUUAAUACAAUCGUUGUGUCAACGAUAGCCCUUAAUAGUUAACGCGAUAUGAUAAUUGGAUAAUGAUUAAGUACCAAAUAGAAAAUAAUGAAAAUCUUUAUAAAACUUCUUAUCUAUUCAAAUCUACACUUUGUUAUCUUUAAAAGUUUUUUUAAUAUUAAAAUAUAAGUUCAAAGUUAUUUCUUAAAUGUUCUCAUGCAUAAAGCAUUCAAUGCUGGCAUAUGCAAAACAUACAUUUUUAAAUAAAAUUAAAAACCGAAAAUAGGUUGUUGAUUUUUCAAACUUAAAAAAACAGCUCUGUUUUUAACUCUGGCUUCACGCGUAAUUAUUACAUAUUGCUGUAACAAAAGCUGCAACUAAUUUUCUCCUUACAUAAGCAACCCUUUGUUUCUUACAUUACGUAACAGUAAUGUUCCGAGCAUCUAUAUUUAUUUUGAAUGUCAAGUAGCUUAUCUAUUGAUUUUUAGGGAUCUUUUUAUUCAUACCGAGUCUGUUGAAUUUAUUUCUUGAAUCGAUUUUGUUGCUGUACUUAAAUUUUUUGAAUUCUAUUAAACUUGAGCUGUUAUCCUAAUAAAUAGUUUUAUAUUAAAACUAACGAUUCUCUUGUUUAUCAAGAAAUCAAUAUUCAAUGAUGUAAUAUUUACGAAUAACGUAAUCGAUAGAGUCAAAUAGUGACGAAAAAGUAUUGAAUGGGCAACUUGCUGUUUGAUAUUAUUGUGUAAUUUUCUAUGAACAUUAGAAUAUAUGCAAAAACAAAAAUACUAAUUAAAUUAUUAAUAACAUUUUUUCUUGCUUUACACACUAUUCUAAAGUACAAAACCUUUUAAUUUUUUCUUAAUAAUUUUAAUCGCCGUUUCCACAAAUUUAUUGUGCUCUAAAAUAUGCAUUUGAAAUUGUUUAGAGGUGCUUUUCGAUUAUAAGAUAUUCGACUGAAAUUUGUUAAUACAUUGUGCAAAAGUACUACUUUUCUGUCCUUGUAUAUACUUAACAAACUCCUCAAUGAGUUAUACAAAUUUUACGUACAUAUAAUCAUGGUGAAAACAGAAAGCUAGAUUUACGAUCGUAUGUGUAAGAGAAAAAUAUGUGUAAUAACGUUUUAAUCUGUAUAAUGUCUAGUAGCAGUCGGGAAUUCAUCAAUUUCAAUAAAUACGCAUAAAUACAAGUUGAUGUACUGAAUAAAUUGAAAGACUAAAAGUAACAAAAUUAAGAAGUUGUGUGUGUUGAUGAGAAGGGGUACAAAUUAUCAUGAUGAAUAUUAUUAUUGAAAUCAGCUAUAAUAUUGAAACAUAAAAUAAUGCGCAUGCGAUUGUUAGGAAAUGGCGUGUAAAUAAUAAUAAUUAUUAUUAAACGUGGCGAAGACGACAUGUAUUUUGCACCAUUUUAUACCCGAUCGAUUUCAUUCGUAAUUAAUAAUUCGUAAUAUUGUACGAUAUAAGUUUAUUUUUAUAAAUAUCUUCUACACUUCUUGUAUGAAAAACAAAAUGUUGAAAAUCGAGUGAGCUGAUGGGUCAAGAAAAAAUUUUUUGUAAUGAAAAACAGUAGACAAUUGUUAAAGCAACUUUUGCAUAUUCGAUGUUUUUAAAAGAAACAUUUGUGUGUAGUUAUCGCGAGACUGAUGUGUAUGAGUCACUUCGAGCGGUGUUUACUCGUUUGAGUGAUAUACGAGCGGGCGUUGGGAUAACUACAUGAUUUUUUGCAUAUAGCUCAUUCGAUUGAAUUGGUAUCAUGGUAGUUUUCAAAAAUAUAUCUAAGCUCAGGGAUGCUGGCUACAUUUCGUGAAAUUUUGGUUAAUCUUGUCUAAAUAUAUUCACGCUCGUACACAUACAAACAUAUUUGUCUAUGACUGUAUGUGUAUUCUAUUUUACUUUGUUGGUCUUAUUUCAGAUAUGUUCCAUAAGCGUAGCUUAUGCUUUUAUUACUCUUAUAUAUGUUUAUUUACUUUUCUAGUCUAUAUUUUAGUAAUGUAUAAAAGUGUUUUUUUGUAAAGAUUCUAAAGGAUAGUCGUAAAGUCAUUUACAAUGUUACAGAAAUAGUCAAAUAAGGCUGUAUGAAAAUUUAACGUUUAUGUGGUGCAAGACUCACUCCAUCGUAUUUAUACAAUUCGUCCGGGUUUUCAUUUUGUUGUUUGCUUCAUCGAUAGUUUUCUAUUAUCAAUUAACCAAUUUACAGUCUUGAAACUUUAAAGAAUAAUUUCAUCUUCAUUUUUUUGUAAAUAUGCUAUGUACAAUUUAUUAGGGGUGUAGAACAAAAUACAAUAAUUUGGUGACUUGUAAAUAGUUGAUUAAUCAUAAUUGAAAAAGUUUGUUUUUUUCAUCAGAACAACGACGACGAAAUCAAAGUUUUACGUUGGAGAAAAGUCGGGCAGUAAUUUUUGUAUUCGUAAAAGGGGAUAAUAUAAAUACGAGCUGGGUCUCUCUCUAUUAUACAUAGCGAUUAUUUAUUAAUCUUAUUAUAUAACUUCGAUA
Molecule: messenger RNA, 6515 nt
Organism: Trichogramma pretiosum
Lineage: Eukaryota; Metazoa; Arthropoda; Insecta; Hymenoptera; Trichogrammatidae
Product: CDK5 and ABL1 enzyme substrate 2
Exons: 11
Coding region: 1850-3808 (652 amino acids)
Biological process (GO): regulation of cell cycle
Source: RefSeq, a predicted model, not a curated record